AUGUCAGUGGCAUCAAGCCAUGGCUCGACUUAUGCCGAGACCAUUGAAAGACAACAUCAUUUCACCAUCGACGAAGAAAUGUGGCAUCCCAAGAAGUUGUUGGGGACUGUAUUACCACUCGACCUGAGCAAUGAAUCUCAUCGACGAGAUUCGGCGUCAACCCACAACUACGACUUACACUCAGAUUCACAUUCACGCUCCAGUUCCACACUUGCAACUGACCCUUCAGAGAACGAAGCGGAGCUCGAUCUGAAGACACCCACUGUCGUCGCAAGGCUGGAUCCAUCGAGGACAACAGCCUCCCAGGAAGAUCUGGCUCACAACAACGCUGACCAUAGCAUACCAAGAGGACCGAUGGAGCAGCUCCUCCAGCCCCUUCUUCGAAAAGUCGCUGAAGCAGAACGUAAUCGUCCCACAAUCAUGGCCGAAGACUAUGUGAGACUCCAACGGCAGGUUGAAAAGCUAGAAGCCGAAAAACGCACCUGGGCCGAACGCUACGAGGCGUACUUUAUCGUCCGUGACCAGGACUUGACGAAUCUCUUAAAAGUGCGCGAACUGCUGGCCCAAGAGCGACGCGAGCACACAGCCAUCCGCGAACUCCGCGAAGAAGAUCUCGCCAAUGUUUUCAUGCUGCGAGAGAAGCUUGCACAGGCGAUAUGGUCCAAAUCAAGGCGGCUGACGGAUCAAACACAGUCCCAGUCCCAGUCCCAGCAUCAGCAUCCGUCGUCACAACCGACUCCAUUCGCCGCUGCCUCGGCGCGCCAGUCCCGCACGGAAGGGGACGAUCUGUGGCGUGCGGCGAAGGCUGCGGCGAUGGAGCACCGAAUCCUUGAGCUGGAAGCAGCCAAUGAAGCAUUGCGGGCUCAGAUGAAGAAUAAUGCUCAGACACAGACACAGACACAGACGACCUCAGCCUCGACCGGUGGGAUGGCAGAUGGCGGUAUUGGUACUGGUUCGGCGGCUGGCGCUGGUUCUGGUUCUGGUUCCGAUUCCAAUGCUGCGAUAUUGAUGAGGAGAGAGACCAUGUUCAAGGACAGUUUGAGGCACCGUAAAGAGACGGCUCUCUGGAUCCAGCUGCUCAGGUCCGAAAAGAAGGUGUGGCAAAAGAAAGUCGUUGCUUUGGAAGAUCGCAAUUUGCAGCUUUCUAAGAUGGUGGUAAGGGCGCAAAGGUGUCUUACAGAUGUAGCGAUGGGAUAUCUGGCCUCGAUCAUCACAGACAAACCCCCGAUGUAG
Capronia coronata CBS 617.96 is the source of this 1233-nucleotide messenger RNA. RefSeq lists its product as uncharacterized. The record is from RefSeq and is a predicted model, not a curated record. Bases 1 to 1233 code for a protein of 410 amino acids. Lineage: Eukaryota; Fungi; Ascomycota; Eurotiomycetes; Chaetothyriales; Herpotrichiellaceae. The transcript has a single exon.